Erpetoichthys calabaricus (reedfish) is the source of this 3896-nucleotide messenger RNA. RefSeq names its product zinc transporter ZIP1-like. Lineage: Eukaryota; Metazoa; Chordata; Cladistia; Polypteriformes; Polypteridae. The transcript is spliced from 4 exons. Gene Ontology annotation, biological process: zinc ion transmembrane transport. Gene Ontology annotation, cellular component: plasma membrane. Gene Ontology annotation, molecular function: zinc ion transmembrane transporter activity. The record is from RefSeq and is a predicted model, not a curated record. Bases 159 to 1121 code for a protein of 320 amino acids.
CGUUAGUUCUGAUUGACUGUUUACUUCAAAAGUCGAAGGAAGUCCGUCUGAUGGAGUGAGUACCAGUUUAGGUUUAUAAUCAACACAAAAGCAUGCAUGGAUGAAGAGAAGUAACCCAAGUCUGUUUAACACAGGACUGAAUCGCUACAUUGAACACCAUGGAUUCUGAGAAGGGCUCAGAUACAACAUUGGAGUCGGCUGAAACAAUGACUGGGUUAGAGGUCAAACUGAUUUCACUGGUAAUACUGCUACUUGUGACUAUGCUAUUUGGGUUUGGACCAUUCUUCAUGAUUAGGUUUUCAGGAGUGCUUGGAAUUGCACCAGGUACUUGCCGAAGAAAUAUGAGCCUGGUGAGCUGCUUUGCAGGUGGGGUGUUCCUUGCUACAUGUCUUUUGGACUUGUUGCCCGAUUACCUGGCUGGAAUCACAGAAACAUUUAACAAUCUUCAAGUCACUCUUGUGUUCCCUCUGCCUGAGUUCAUCAUGACGAUGGGUUUCUUCUUAGUGCUUAUUAUGGAACAAGUAGUGCUGGCCUACAAAGACCAGUCCCUUGGUUCCAUAGAUGAGAGGCGUAAUCUGCUUGUAGCAUCAAACAUUCAGUCUGGUAACCCACAUGAAGCUGAAAGGGACAGGGAUGAAGGUGUGCAUCUUCAUGUAGAUUUCAAUUCCCAUUCAGCAAUACGCACUUUUAUCCUGGUGUUUUCAUUAUCUCUACACUCCAUCUUUGAAGGACUUGCAGUUGGACUUCAGAAGCAGACUGACAAAGUUCUUGAAAUCUGUUUGGCGCUGCUUAUUCACAAAUGUAUCAUAGCUUUUAGUUUGACCUUCAAGUUGGUGCAAAACCACCUGCGACGUGGUGUUGUGGUAAUGUGCAUUCUGCUGUUUUCUGUUAUGUCACCUCUGGGGAUUGGUUUGGGUAUCUUGCUGACAGAGAAUACCAGUAGCGUGCAUCAGCUUUCCCACUGUGUCCUGGAAGGCAUUGCUACUGGAACGUUCAUAUAUAUCACCUUCAUGGAAAUACUGCCCCAUGAACUUGCAUCUUCUGAACUGCGCAUCCCAAAGUUGGCCAUGUUACUUCUAGGCUUUACUGUAGUCACAGGAGUUCUUUUCAUAAGGUUUUAAAAAGAGAUGCCUCUUACAGUGCACAACGAUAAGGGAAUCCCUAAUCUCAUGUCAUCUGUACUAAAGUGUAUUCUUAUAAAUUCAGCAGUCAGAAGUGUUAAAACAAAAAAAAAUGAACUAGCAAAACUGCCAAUCCUAGCUGUUAAAUAAUAAUUAGGUGGUACAGUAUGCUCCUGCUCUAAUUGUAGGGAGUUAGAAUUUGCUACUGGUACAUAUCAUAUUGUAUUUAUCUGAUUUUUUUUUUUUUUAUUUAUGUUUAAAUAGCUAUUUUAUGGUCAUUUGCAGCUCUGUGUCUUCCCCGCUUUACUCUUAGCUAUGAGGGGUGAUUAAAAAGAUUUUUAUCCUGACCUAUUAAGAGAAACACUAGUAAAACCAAACAAGUUUUAUUUUUCUACAUAAUCCCCCAACAACAGUAGUGUACUUCUUACAUUCACUAAGCUUUUCUGAGCCACUCAAAUACAAAUAAUGUUCUGUCUUCCUUGUGCUACUACUUUUCUGUAGCUGACUUCCUCAUAACACAGUGAAGGUGGCUUGUCAGAUUGGUGAAACGUGGGUAGUCACACAGGGCCGGGUCUGGAAAAUUUGGUGAGCCUGGCAUCUCUUUGACUCCACAGGUGAACUUAGCACCCUUUGCAACUUGUUUAUUGGUUGGGGGGGGUAGGCUGCUUGAUCAACAGCUUUUGUUACAGUUUAUGCCCAACUGAAUGUUGGAAAUAUCUGAACAAAUCUGCAUAAUACUGAUCAGUUAUGUAGGUCUUCUGAGAGAUUUAAUCAAGGUGGACAAUAUACUUAAUAUCAUGAAAAAUUGUACUCCAUUAUUGAAUUCGUAUGUGUGGCGUAUGAAGUGGAGUGAUCCUGGAACACAUUGCUUUGUUGGGAAUGAAUCUCCAAGGGCUUAUUUUUCUCUAGCAUUAUAAAUUCAUUGGUUGCACAUUAAUUGAUAUUCUGCAUUUUCAUCAUGUAUUUCAUAACUUGUAAUUUACAGUGUUUAGUACACACACAAGCUAUUCCUGUGGCCAUAUACAUAAUCAGCACUGUAGAUUAUCCCUUUCAGGCUCAGGCUGAAACUUUUUGAUCACUCCUCAUAUUUCCUGAUAACUAUACCUUUUUUUGUUUGUUUUCAGCUGCAAAGUAUGGUAACAGUUCUUUACAUUUAGACAAAAAUGUGUAAACACUGAUUUGAAUUAGACACCAAUGCAUUAAAAUGUGUAACUUAAAUGAGUGUCUGUCUAAAUUUCAUAAAGAAAUGAAACCAAGAUUUCAUUCAGAGAGUUGUAGCAGACCUCUAAUUAAAUACUAUGUGCCGUGAAUAGUCAGUAAUCGGCCCCAGUUAAGACAUUAUUUGAAAGGUAAACCGUUGGCCAGUUUGGGCUGAAGAUUGCACAGGUUACACCAGAUGUACAGUAAAGCAGAGGAAAUCUCCUUAACAUGUCUAAAGGCCAACUAACUAGGAAACUGAAACCUUUUACAAGACGCUUGUGAGAUAUGUUUAUCACACGUGGUAGAGAAAAUCUAAAUCAGAGUUGCUGUUUUUAAAUGUAACAUAGAGGGUUUAUAGAGGAGCAUAAACCUUUAUGCCUUUUUGACAAAGUCAGGUCUGCAGACUUUAUUAAUUCUGCACAAUUUGCUAAUUGGCACUUGUAGUGCUCGCAAGCAUUUCCUCUUGGACCUAGAUUUGUAAUUCAGAGAUUGUAUAUUUUGUGAGAGCAAGUUAUUUUAAUGGAUUUGUAAUACAAUUAACAGAUUUAUACCUUAAAGCUUAUCUGUUUUUGAAGACUGUGUCAAUUAAAGGCUUAUGUUUAAAGGGUACAAUGGAAUGUCUCACUAGCAAGGAGAGACAUUUUUAGUAUUAAAGAGGUUGUAUGUAUUCUAAGCAAAUAGUAGUGCGUCAUUUUAAUACAGUUAGUAUAACAUAUUUACAAUGUGUAGUGAGUAAUAUUUAUAACUGAACACUGACAGUGGUCAUUGUUAAUAGAACACCAUUGGACUAGACAUUAAUAAAGUUUGUCUUAAGUUUUAUACUGACAACAUUGCAAUUCAGUAUUUGUCACAAAUGUUUUGUGCAAGUUUUUACUAGCACCCAGUUAGUAAUCAGUGGUAUUGUUACAAUUGUAGUCCUUUGAAUUUGCUCUUGCUCUGAUGUGGAUGUUAAUGGCAGUGGACCACAGUCUGAUGUUCUAAUAAUGGCUUAUUAGAUUUUUACAUUAUAUGUAACAUAAGGUUAUUAAUAAUGUAGCACAAUUAUCCAAGAGUAUUUUUAUAGGUCAGUGUUUUAAUCAUUCUAUUUGUAUUCAGUAUAUUUAAGUGUAAUAUGUACCUUUUUAAAUUAAAUUCAUUUAAAAGGACUUUUUAAGCAGAUAUAUUGAAAGUAAAAUCUCAAAGUGAAAACUUAGAUUGACUGGGUUAUGUUUUUAAAUUUUAUAUAUGAGGUAGCAUCUGUUGAUGUUCUUGCUUUUUAAUUAAAAAAGAAAUCCCCAACACAGAGGAGUAUUAAGUUGUGGUUUCGUUGAUGCACUGGAUUCAUUAUCACACAGAGAACUGGCACUGUUACUAAUUUGACUGAUAUUUUAGGUAGUCAUAUUACUCUGACAGCACUCGCCUGAGCAAAGUGCCAUUCGAGUGGUUGAAUCUGAAUUUUUCUGUUUCUCUCUGAUAUCAAGUCUGUAUGGUAUUUUGCUAACUAGUAUUUAGCAUUGAAAUACAAUAUUUAUGUAUCAUCAACUGUUAAAAAUAAUGUUUUAUUAUGGUGCAAUAAAAAAAAAAAUUACAAUUGUU